UUCCGCUUCGUUCUCGUUACUAAGCAACGACGAACGCUCCGUGGGCUAGCUUGUGCGCUAGCUUGGAUGGGCUAAGAAAGAAAACAUGGACGAUGACGAAGAUCUGGACGAACUUUUAGACGAAGUCGAAAAAAAGUUUUGUCGAAACGUUUCUGUCGCAGCUUCAGCUCGAGGGGGGGGCACGAGCGAGCCCGGAGGAGCGAGGAGGCUCAGGAACCCUGUGGAGCAGAUAAGCAGCAUCACUGAGGACAUCGAUGAACUUCUGGAAGAAUUAGUGGACGAACAUGGAGGUUUCCACCAGUCAGAGAGAGAAAAACUUCCUAAAGAACCACGAGCGGAGCAGAAGCCUCCGUCUCAGUCUGGAGGGAGAAAGUGCUGUCCUGUGUUCGUGGGAGGCUGUUCUGUUACAAAUGGCGUUGGAACAGCCACAUCCAAGAGCAGGUCCUGUGACCAGCUGAGGUGUAUAUCCUGUGACUUCAGGGUGCUGAUGUUUGACGACUGUGAGUGGGACUCGUCCUGUGAUUACCUGUUCCUCAGGAACAACGUGCCGGACCGUCAGAAGCUCCGAGCCAAACUGAAGAAGAGGAGAGGUUUCCGGGCUUACGCCUGCCAGUGCAGCUGGUUCUCCUCCUCUUCCUCCUCAGAGCCGACAGACCUCCGGGUCCAGCCUCAGCUCAGAUGGGUCUGUGGAAAACAUCAGGACUGACGUUCAGAAACUGGAACGAAAAUGUGACUGACAGAAGAACUUCUGAUACUUCCAGCCCGUCCCCAUGAAUCUGUAAAGUGAGAGUGGAUUUUAAACAGUGUGUGUUUGCAUUGUUCAGUGCUGACUCUGCGCUGGAUCAGGCGUCUCUGAAACAGAAGAGUGAUGGACUGAGGAAGACAGGGUGACAGAAGUCUGACUCAGCCUCGGACAGCAGGGGUCACUGAGGAGGAGGAGGGGGAGCGGCAGGAGGAGGAAGAACGAGAAAACAACAGACGGAGAGAUUGAAGACUGAAGUGUCGGCUGUUGUCUCCUUCUGCCGGAGUCAACUUGUCUGUUCUGGAAGAAAACUGAGCGACUGAGAGGAACAAAGCAGUGAAGCUUCACGUUAUUAGAUGUUCACAUCAUUUCAAAUACAUUUCUAAAAGAAGAAUAAACACCAGGCAGACAAACGUUUUCUCUCAUCACUGCCUCAGUUAGCUGGUUAAACACAGAAACUACCACCCGUCAUUUUCUAUAGACUAUCUAUCAGUGGAGGCGCCCCCUGCUGGUUAUCAUACAGAACACAGGUUUCAGGGGCUUCUGAAUUCACUUUCUGAAACACUCUGUUUUACAUUAUUGAAGUUUAUGGUUUUUUUCAUCAUUUAAUUUCUGCUAAUGUUCUUAUUAGAUUUGUUUGAUUGUCUUCUGUGUUGUCGUAGCUCGGUGCUGUUAAUAAAGUUGAUUUAAAAACACA
Molecule: messenger RNA, 1439 nt
Organism: Paralichthys olivaceus (Japanese flounder)
Lineage: Eukaryota; Metazoa; Chordata; Actinopteri; Pleuronectiformes; Paralichthyidae
Source: RefSeq, a predicted model, not a curated record